AUGGAUUUUGAUGAUUCUAUCCAAGCAAUUGUUGACACAACAUAUCCAGAUUUAUUACAAAACUACAACAACGCAGAUUUCUUGCAAAAGAGAGCUAUUCUAGCCUCUACAAAAGAUGUUGUUGACAAAAUAAAUGACUAUGUCUUGUCUUUGAUUCUCGAUGACGAGAAAGAGUAUUAUAGUGCUGAUAUUGUUGACAAAUCUGAUGAACUACUCAAUCCUACUUUUGGAGUACUAACACCUGAGUUUCUGAACUCCUUGAAAACAUCAGGGAUACUUAAUCACAAGCUAAGAAUCAAGAUUAGUACUCCCAUCAUACUACUACGAAAUUUGGACCAGGCAUAUGGUUUAUGCAAUGGAACUCAGCUUAUUGUCAUCAAACUUGGUACCAAUGUAGUUGAAGCAGAGGUAAUAACUGAACCCAAUAUAGGUCAUAGGACAUACAUACCAAGAAUGAAUAUGUCUCCUUCUGAUUCUCCAUGGCCAUUCAAACUAAUUAGAAGACAGUUUCCAUUCAUGGUUUCAUUUGCAAUGACCAUAAACAAGUCUCACAGUCCUUAG
Glycine soja is the source of this 561-nucleotide messenger RNA. RefSeq lists its product as uncharacterized. The record is from RefSeq and is a predicted model, not a curated record. NCBI's taxonomy places the organism in Eukaryota, Viridiplantae, Streptophyta, Magnoliopsida, Fabales, Fabaceae. The coding region runs from base 1 to 561 and encodes 186 amino acids. The transcript has a single exon.